Molecule: messenger RNA, 4168 nt
Organism: Lytechinus pictus (painted urchin)
Lineage: Eukaryota; Metazoa; Echinodermata; Echinoidea; Temnopleuroida; Toxopneustidae
Product: ARL14 effector protein-like
Exons: 4
Coding region: 381-770 (129 amino acids)
Cellular component (GO): intracellular membrane-bounded organelle
Source: RefSeq, a predicted model, not a curated record
GAGAUGCGCCUGCGGACAGCGCGGCGACGGCGCCUGCUACUAGUGCUAGCUAGCGCUCACCUGCUCACCGCUGAAAAUUUUUCAGGUCGAUGAUCGACAAGGGUCUAGAAAAUGUCCUCGCUAUUUUCACUUGCAUAAUAAUAUUACUUGGUGCUGGAUUAUUUGAUAAAACAAAAAGCGAUAAUUUACCUGAGGAGCUUGCCGAGACAAACUCCUAGCUGCGGCCGCAGCUAAACGAACAGAAACCUGGGCCAUCUUUCUGGUCUGUCCUAUUGCAAAAAUGGCUAGCGGAGAAACUCAGCCAGUGCCGAUAUAUUGAAAUCGGAACUUGGAUAAAUCAAGUCUUGAUCAGAGUUGAAGAGCAGAGAUCUGAAGUUAAUAUGGCAGAAAGCAGGAAUAGAUCACGCAGCAGUAGAAGAGAGAACUCAAAAAUCUUAGAGAGUUUAAUGUUCAAGAACCCUGGCAGGAAAGUAGCAGAGUUUGCUAACUUCAAACCAGAAGAAAGUGAGAGGGAAAAGCGUAAACUUCGUCGACUACAGGAAGAAGAGUAUCAACGCCACUUGCAGAAUCGAACCAUGUAUGAUGCUAAUGGUCAUUUAUCAUCCAACGGUCAAGAUCUGUGUGAUUGUUUAGGUAAAGACUGCCCAGGAUGUCACUAUCCAUGCAAGGAAUGCGGGUCGGUCAAGUGCGGACCUGUCUGCAGAUGCAAAAGGAAAUGGGUUUUCGACCUGAUUGAAGAUGAGGGACAAAACUACUGCGUAAAAUACUGACUGAAUUGGAUUCUACUCAAAAGCGAAUGAUGAAAUUGGUGUGACUGGCCAUACUACAAUGGAGAACAUCAGUGGAAGCACAUCGGAUAGGGGUUCUAUCGUCAUUGAUAUGCCGGAUCAGAAUACAUGUAGCUCAAACAGAAGGACUCCCAAGUGAUAUCAAUGUCACAUUCUGGACAUCCACUAAUGAAUGCAAGGACUCCGUGUAAGGCGGCAAUGAGGUUUCCCCCCCAUUCCAAAUGACUUCUAUUCAUCGAAAAGAAAUCCUUGUUUGGGGACGAGUUCAUGAGUGAAGGAUAGAACUUGAUGGAAGCUGAAAGCGACGGUUUCUUAAUUGGAAUCUUUUCAGUGGACUAAAAUUUGUUCUACAUUCUAAUAAUGAAGACAGGUUUGGACUUGGAUGAAACAUGAGACAGAGUUUCCCCUGAAAAGAAUUCAUUUAGAUGUUCUUUUCUGAAAGCCAGGAAUUGGUUAAGUACUGUAAAUGGAGUCUAUUUACAUGUAUUAUAAUAAGUGCAUACCCACUUUGAUUCAUUAUUGUAGGUUAGGUGUUGAUGAAAGAAAAAAAAAAGUUUCCUAAAUGUACAUGUAACUCUGUCAUUUGACUAAAAUACCUCUUUGUGUACAUUUAUUAGUGAAAGCAAUGAGAAAGAUUCAUUUGGAUUAAAUGUCUCUUCGGUGAAAGAACUUGCAUUCACGCAGUCAUACGCUUGUAUGUUGCUGAAUUAAUAGAGUAUUAUGACCAAAGACUAAAGCAGAAAAAAAAUGAUUAAACUGUUUUUAUCUCAUUAUAAGUAGAUGCAGGAAAAGAGCUUGUAUACUAUCGGGGGAGGUUUUUGUUUCAUAGUUGACAACUCUAUAAAACGGUAAUAUUUUUACUUCAGAGCUUACAUGUAGUUUGAUAUUUUUUGUUACAUUUUCUCACAUUGCAGGUAUUAAGUUAUUAAAGCUACAUGUAUUUGUAUUUUUCAUGAUUCAGAUUGAUUUGAGAAGGCUGAGGGUUUUCUCAAAUAAAUUGAAACAUUUCAACGUUCGUGUUUUACAAUGGCUGUGCCGCUGUAAUAACAUUGUGAAUCCAGUUCGGUUUUCCAUUUUCAAACAAUAUUCCAGAAAAUGCAGCACACAUAGCUGAAGAAUGAAGUUCAGUUCUAUUUCAUUUAUUAAAACCAAUAAACAAUAUAAAAUCAAAUACAAAACAUAUAUCAUAAGAUGGUUAGGACCAAAAUGAAGCCGAAGCUUGUGAAUAUUGGCCCUUUACAUAAAAUAUAUAAAAUACAUGAUGAAAACAAUGUCAACAAAUUAAAUUAACAACUAAUCGAUUAAGAAAUACUUACAUACAUACACAACCUAGAAACACCCAUACACUCACAGACACACAUGCAAACAAGGAUCCUAUAUUUCAUUAAGUAAUUGUUUUUUACAGAGUUUUUUAAAUCUAGAUAAAGUAGUACUUUCCUGGAUUGAGUUAUGUAAAUUAUUCCAAUAUUUGAUACCAUUGUAUUGUAUACCUAGACAUGCCAGACAUACCAUGUUGAUGUGGCAGAAAAUGUCUGCUAACAGCAUGAUUGCAUUAGAUCAUUGGAAAAUAUUACAGUUAAAAAACUGCACCCUUAAUACUUUUCAAGCCUUGUUCAUUUGAUCUUUCAAUGAAGAGCUGAAAAAUGAGUAUUUUUUCACUAUACCAGGAUCUGCAUGAAUUACAAAGUUGAUAGAAAUCAGGAGAAAUUGCAGAUUAGGUUUAUUUUGAAGAUGUGCAAGGGAUUAUCAAUUGUAAAUGUACCCAAAGCAGUGUUGCCAUAAGACAAUUUUUCAUUAAUUGGGAAAAUGAUGCUCAUCUCGGUACUUUGUCAUUUGGUCUUGAGACUUGGCAAACUUACACAUGUAGUGGACUCCAGAUGAUCAAGAAGAUGGGUUCAACUUCAUGUACUUUGUUUAUAUGUAUGUGUUGGAACUGUGGUGCCAUGGUAAUGGCAUUGUACUGCAAUAAAUCAAGGAUAAUCAAUUAUGAUGAAUUAAGCUGUGUGUAAGGUAAGUUCGCAACUUAGAACUUGACCGGAACCUGUUCUUAGUGUUAUGUUAUCAUUGGAUCUAUUGCGCAUUUAUUUUCAACCAGUCUUAAAUGAAGACAAAGCAAUGGAAGGUGUACAGUUCUUAUAUUUAUUGAAGAUAAGUAUAACUUGAUGAUGAUGACAUAUACAUGAGUAAGUCAAAUGGUGACUAUACUCUGAAGAUGAAGAUAAAAUAAAUGCUGCAAACUGAUGUACUAUAAAAUAUAAACUCUUCUGUAGCUCUAAAACCCAAUCUCUAAUCUCAAAACCAUUCUGUAAUCUGCAACCAAUCUGACUUGCGUUGACAAAUGAACUCUUUUUAUAAUGUUCUGGUCGAGACUCUCUUCAGCCAAACAGCUAUUGAUCAACCUUGGACCCUUGACCUAAACAAUCUGCACGCCAUAACUUUACUCUGGAGUGAACCUUUUAGUGAAAAGGAGGAAUGUAGUGAAUAAAAAACCCAUAAAAUGUGUGUGCAUCAGAAGUUUAGCUAGAAGAAAAAUGAGUAAUACUUUAUUAAGAAAGUUGGAGUUGGUAAACAAACAGUUUCCUGUUAUACUUUCUGUAGAAGUAUUGAUUAAGUAUUGAUUAUGUAUUGAUAUAUUAUUGAAUAUGUGAUGCAUGUCUUUUCACAUUACAUUAGGUGCUAAAUCAACUACUAUGGAUAUUUCAUUUCGUCAUGAAUAUUUUAAAAAACUUCUUUUCUUAAUGGAAUGGCGAUAGGCUAAUGAGACAUGAACUUUCUAUUCCUUGAAACAUCUCUAUGAAUAUGCGUGAAUAAUCGCUUAAUCUGUAAAGCUCAAGUGAUUCUGUCCUUAAGAUCUACAAUUAUAAUUACAACAGUAGCUGGAAAGGUGAUUUUGAUUGUGAAUGCCGGAAAACCUUACUAACUGCCUUGAUAGACCCGAUGUAAUUAACAUACAUUACAUCCUCAAUUUUUCCAAAAGAAAGACACGAUACCAACUUAGAGACAAAAAAAAUAAGGAAAAGAACAUAAAUUUUUUAUAAAUGGAACAUGUUUCGAGGUUCACACCUCAUCAGCCUAAAAUAACAGAACAGAAUCACUGGUAUUUAUGCAUUUGGAACAUCAAGGUAAUUUCAAGAAUUUAGGUACAAUAAUACAUGGGUAUGUGGAACGGUGAAUUUAAAAAGGAGUGAAAGUAAAACUUAUGUCAGUGAUGGGUCAGAUAGAUACAUCCUCAAGUUUUGUUUUAGAGUGGGGUUCACAACAUGACUAUUUCAUGUUAUCAUACGUAUAAGUUGCACUUAUUUUUAUUAUUAUGUUUCUUGUAUUCGUACUUCAAAUAAUGUAAAUACUUCUGUAUAUUUUUAAUAAAACAUGAAUUCUAA